AUGUUGAAGAGGUUUGUUGCUAUAAAAGAUGCUCUUUCGGUGAUGGUAGUGAGUGACAAGUGGUUCCGCCCUGUGGAUGAUAAUCUGUGUCGGGUCCAAUUUGUCAAAGACAAGAUUGUGAAUGAUGUGUGGUGGGAUAAGGUGCGCUACUUCCUUAGUUUCACUGAACCUAUCUAUUCUAUGAUACGAGCAAAUGACAUCUUGACAAGCCAUGCCCUGCAUUUGAUAUAUGAAAUGUGGGAUACAAUGAUAGAGAAGGUGAGGGUUGUGAUCUAUCGUCAUGAAGGGCUAGAACCACAUGAAGAAUCUGCCUUCUUCUCAAAUUGCUAG
Molecule: messenger RNA, 330 nt
Organism: Miscanthus lutarioriparius
Lineage: Eukaryota; Viridiplantae; Streptophyta; Magnoliopsida; Poales; Poaceae
Source: the annotation of a GenBank genome assembly